UUGNUUCAUUUAUUCAUUCAUUCAUUUUUGUCCCUAUUUGGUAUGAAAAACGAUGCCAUUAAGUUACGUUCUGUUAUGAAGUGACUGAAUACAAGUAUAGAGAGAACAAAGUUAAUAAUAAUCUAUUGCAAAGAGCAUAUGGAAAUAGAAACGUUUCCAUUCGCGUUCGUGAAAAUGUGUGAAUGGUUCUUGUCUUUCACUUCAUUUUUUUCGUCGAGUUAUUCGAAAUCGAUGGUCCUAGUUUCUCGGAAUCAUUAGAGUGCCACUUAUCUCUUUCUUGGAAUUCGUAGCUACAUCCGGUGUAUAUUGUCUACCUCUUUUCUUUGAAUUUAAAGCUUCAUCUGAUUGGCUGGUAGCUUGGCGUGACGUCGCUAUGUAUAAGAGAUGACCAAUCACGCGAUUCUACCUGCCGAUCAGAUUUGGCUCGUUUCGAAACAACUACAUAGGAAACAACAUCAGAGAAAUUACUGCGUCCCACAUUCUAAAAUGGCUGAAGCUUUUGCCAAAAAGCAGUCGAAGGAAACCGACCAGAGAGCCCCUGACUACAACCAAGCCGUUGAAAACUCGAUACGCAGUCCUCCGCUGGGGUAUGUGGUCAACAGUCAUCACAUAAAAUAUGAUUAUCGUUUCAGAGAAGAGAUCAAAAUUUAUGAUCCACUUAUCGACAGCCUGGAGCGCGCUUUAUCCAAACCCAUGUUCUGUUGUGGCGGAAGUUUACGGCCAUCAGACAUGGACAGCUGCGUUAUACAAGUAAAGCCAACAAGUUCUGAAGCAGGUCAGGAUAAUUGGAGAGAAUUUGCAUUGUCUGAUCUUCCCUUGGACGAGCUCCUGGAAUACUGCAAUCCCGCACCGUUUGGAGACAUAAAAGAAAUGAAAACAGUGCUUGAUCCCGAAGUUCGUCUGGCCUAUGAAAUCGAAUCAGCAAGGUUCAAAGUACAUGGAUCUCCUGGAAUGAUGCACAUCAGAGCACACAUCCAGGAUAAACUCACACCCGGCAGAUGUGUAAAUCUGGAUCCUUACAAGGUCAAUGUUUACGGUGAAAGAGGAUUUUUCAAGCCGCACGUAGAUAAUCCAUCUGAUCCCAAAAUGAUAGGAACUCUGGUCAUUUGUCUUCCUUCUCCACACAAAGGCGGUGAAUUGCUCGUUAACCAUGAUGGUUUGCAACAUGUCUUCGACUUUUCAAAGCACUCUGGAGAUACAAGCAGAAUUCAGUGGGCUGCAUUUUACAGCGACUGCAUUCAUGAAGUUAAACCUAUUCUCGAGGGCCACAGAGUUACAACCACCUACAACAUCAUCGCUUCAGAAUGGCCACCAAGCUAUCAUGAGUAUACGAGUCGUUAUACUGAGCCUGAAGAUGCUGUUUCUCUCCAGGAGCAUUUUGAAUGCAGCUCGGAAAGUCCCUCCUUAACAACAAAAGCCCUUGCAAAUGUGAAAAUUGAGCUUGAAAAGAUUCAAAGCAAGGCCAAAAGAUCACCAUCUAAGGUUGGAUUUCUUUUGAAACACAAGUACACCACAAAGGGUCUCCAACCACAUUUGCUUAAAGGAGAAGAUAAAGGAUUGCACGACUACUUGGUAGAUAAGGAGUGCAAGUGCGAGCUAAUGAGUGUACUGACGAGGUAUCAGACUGAUGUGGUCCGUCCCUACGGUCCUGAAGAUGACGGUGAACUCGACGAAAGUCACGAAGUCUACGAAUUCAAGCCUUUAAAAUCUACCAAACCUACUGCGUCGGUGUACGGUUCUCUUGACAGAAGAUGGCUGGCGCGAGCAAAUUAUCGUCAGUGGCGUGUUGGUAUCCCCUUCGUUGAAAUUUACAGGAAGGCGGAGAAUUCAUCACAAAUUGUUCGUAAUAACAAAGGAGACGACUGGUGGAUCGGAAACCAAGUGGAAGAUGUUGGAGUAGACAAGAUCUAUUUAGAUUCUGCAUUCAUCGUGGAACUUUGACUUUCACUGGCGCAUCAGCACAAAGUAUAUUAGGUUUAGAAAUAUUUUGAUCCACCGACCUAGUGUAUCAACCGACAAGUGAGAACAUGAACCACUCUAACGUGAAAAACGACACGUCUGCUUAUGAACAAUGUUGCCCUGAAAAUAACUUUUCACGCUUGUUAUCAUUUGCCAGAGCGCAGGAUGUAUUUAAGUUACGUAAUGGCCGACUAGUUCUCGAGUAGUAAGCGAGACUCCUACGCAUUUGUUUAAUUGUAAGCGAGGAGGCAAGAUAUUGUUCACAAAAUAAAUGCAAGCAUUCGCCAAGA
Molecule: messenger RNA, 2249 nt
Organism: Orbicella faveolata
Lineage: Eukaryota; Metazoa; Cnidaria; Anthozoa; Scleractinia; Merulinidae
Source: RefSeq, a predicted model, not a curated record